AUGUCGGACGAGGUCAAGCUUGACGCCUACCAAAUAGAUGGCUAUACGGCCCCGAGUCGCUGUGAAACGUGCAAUCAUCCCCUGCCUGACGAACCAUCGAGACGCAAACAUAUGAAAGAAACCAGUCACCGUUUGUGCAGCGCCUGCGAUAAAUAUGUCCCACUGGGUGGAUUUUAUGGGCAUGUCUGUAUGGAACAUCCAGAGGAGGCUAUAUUUGAGCACAUGGCGGCCUGGACGGACAGGAAGGACGAUGAAAGGGCACAGCUAUGGACGAGGAAGAAGAAUUAA
This is a messenger RNA of Penicillium angulare, 288 nucleotides long. RefSeq lists its product as uncharacterized. Lineage: Eukaryota; Fungi; Ascomycota; Eurotiomycetes; Eurotiales; Aspergillaceae. The record is from RefSeq and is a predicted model, not a curated record. The coding region runs from base 1 to 288 and encodes 95 amino acids. The transcript has a single exon.